Molecule: messenger RNA, 2367 nt
Organism: Kockovaella imperatae
Lineage: Eukaryota; Fungi; Basidiomycota; Tremellomycetes; Tremellales; Cuniculitremaceae
Exons: 2
Coding region: 1-2367 (788 amino acids)
Biological process (GO): regulation of DNA-templated transcription
Molecular function (GO): DNA-binding transcription factor activity, RNA polymerase II-specific; zinc ion binding
Source: RefSeq, a predicted model, not a curated record
AUGUCAGAAAGGCCGAGCACAUCGUCGGCUGCAGCCCAAGCCUCCUCUUCGUCAUCUUCGUCGGCGGCGGCGUUGAAACAUAAGAGACCGAGGACCGGUGACUCUGCAUCCGUUGCGAGUGGAAGUAGACCUUCCAUCUCGCCAACGACCACGGCGCCUCGAACGACACAGCGAGCGCCUCAAUCAUGCCUUGAAUGUACGAGAAGGAAGAUCAAAUGCGACAAGGAACAACCUUGCAGAGCAUGUAUCAGCCGAGGCGAAGCAGACCAAUGUCGACGCGAAGCAGUGGUCGUCAAAGGAGCAGUCGUUACUGGAUUAUCGACAGAGAGGACGCUAUCGUUACAGCGUCUGUCUCUGGAGAUCAACGAAUUGAGAAGACGCAUAGUCUUCUUGGAAAAAGAGAGAGCGACUGUUGGCGGCGGCCCUAGCCACCUUGCAAGCGGCGGGGGCGGCAGCGGCGGGGGCGGUAGGGUCGGUAUACAACCUCGAGAUAAUUCUGCAAGUAGCUCUAGCGACGUCAAGAGUAUACCAUCUGCUUCUGGUAUCGGUCUUCACGCUACUGCCGCCCCAUCACGUGCACGACACAGCCAAGAUGAACAGGAGAGGAGACGGUCAAGCGGAGCAAAUGACGAUGAACCAGGAAUCUUUAGUCGACCGGGAAGUGCACUGCAACACCGAGGAUCCGAUUUUGACCAAGGCCGACUGACGAGUGCCAUGGAAGAAGCUGCGUUGGGCAUAGGCGAGACGACUCGAUGGUUAGGAGCUUCUUUGAUCUCUAAAAAUGGGAAAGGGUCUCCACCCUCACCGACCGAUCGGAAUCAAUGGUAUCAACCUCAAUCUUUCGACUACAGUCUAUCUCAAUUACCUUCUCAACCUCAAACGCGAUCCUUUAUCACGUAUUACUUUGAAGAAGUCUCGUGGACGAUUGGCGUGAUUCAUCCUCCAACCUUUUGGGCAGAAUAUAACGAAUUCUGGUCAAGAGCCGAUAGGAUGGAUUUAAAGGACGAUAUUUGGCUUGGACUCAUGUUUGCCAUUUUGAGUAUAUCAGCCUACUUUAUGGACGAGCGGCAGGCAAGUCUGAGAGGUUUGACACCGAUUCAGAUGAGGCAUUGGGCUGGGACUUGGUUCAACGCUGCGAUUGCCACCGCUUGUCGGUGUAACCUACUCACGGAACCGAGUUUCACUCUCUGUCAAAUGCUCUCAGUCUUGGGACCGGGCUUCCAUCUAUCGAGGAACACCCGACUUCACCAAUCGUUGACGGAUCUCUCGCGAUCCUAUGGCAAAGCCAUCAAUCUGCACUUACUUGGAUCACGACAGGAAGAAUGGACCGACCGAGAAAUUCGCAAGGAACUCGGUAGGCGAUUAUGGUGGAAUAGUGUCGAAGGAGAUUGGGCAUUUCUCCCUUACCUCCGUUACAGCAUCUACACGCCGUAUUCCUUCAAUACUGCCAUGCCUUCGGCUCUGCCGGAAACGUAUGACAUCAAUGUGCCACAUGUCGUCCCUCAUUUCCGCUUGGCAUGUUAUCGAUCCGCUCGAAUCAUCUACGAUGUCUAUGGACACCUUGGACCCAACGAAGAUCCAGACUAUGAUACGGUUCUCAAAGGAUCCGAAGCCAUUUUGAAUCUGCGGCAUUCUUUACCACCCGAGCUCGAUUUUAAUAAUCAUCAACGAAUUCCAGGGACGAUCGAUGUCGGUCUCGUCCAAGCACGAUUGAUUAAUAUGACUUUGGCUUAUCGCUCAUAUCAAAUUCAUCGACUAUAUUACGUGAAAUCACUCACGCUCACAGACUAUGCGAUAUCCAAAACGGUCUGCAUCGAAGCUGCCGAGACGAUCUUGUCGAUAGCCGAAGCGGGUCUCCCACCCAUCUUUUACCUCAUUUGGAACGUCACCGUCAUGAUGGUCGCUGCGGGCCUGAUCUUGGCUCUAGAAUUGAUCCAUCGAUCAGAUAAUCCCACACUGAUGAUGGAACGAAAGACGGUCCUUCAUCGAUUGAUCAAUCGUCUACGAGGAUUGGACGAUCAAUCAGGUAUCGCCACUCGUGGAGCGGCGCUCAUCGAUCAUUUGCUCAUUAUGGAAUCUCAAAUUCGAUCCGGUCAACGAAGCGAUAUCAACCUGACGAAAGAAGCCAUAUUGGACAUUGUCAAAGGUCAACAUCCAUCCGGGAUCGGUGAUUGGCCACUUCAAGAAGGUGUAGAAUUGCCUCCGACAUCUUCCGGAUAUAAAGAGUUCACACUCGGAUCUCAUCCCAUCAACGCGCCCAUCCCACAGCUUGCACAGGCCCAAGAUUACCCCAUUCAGUCUACAGCACUGGGAGCGGAGCUGGACUUGGCACUUCUUUGGGACGAUUUGAUCACUACAUCGCAGUAG